GGGGCGGCGCAUGCGCGGGGCGACCUGUGGCCAGUGCGCCGCACUGGGUCCCUUUUCCUCACGCGGUGGCUGUUACUUUAUAGCUGCCGGGUCCUUGUGAGGGUGAUGGAUUUUGAGAAUCUUUUCUCCAAGCCCCCCAACCCGGCCCUGGGUAAAAAUCCGACCACGGACUCUGAUGAAAGAAUCGAUGAUGAAAUAGAUGAUACAGAAGUUGAAGAAACACAAGAAGAGAAAAUAAAAUGGGAAGUAAAACUGGAGUGUGAGCAAAUACCCAAAAAAUUUAGGCACUUGGGGAACUCUACAGCAUCACCGAAGAAAUUGCUACAUAGAAAAUCAAGAAGUAAGGACUAUGAUGUAUAUAGUGAUAAUGAUACCUGCAGUCAGGAAUCAGAAGAUACUUUUGCUAAAGAGCUUCAGCAGUAUAUACAAGCUAAAGAAAUGGCAAAUGCUGCUCAAUCCUUACCAUUUCCUGAAGAAUUGAAGAAAGAGGGAGUGAAGGACACCCAGAAAGUUGUUAAACAAAAAAAUAAAAACCUUAAAGCUGUACAGAAAAAUGGUAAACAGAAGAAAAUGAAGCGAAAAUGGCCUGGCGCCGGACACAAAGGAUCCAACGCUUCACUGAGGAACAGUGGCUCACAGGAACAGGAUGGUAAACCGAAAGAGAAGCAGCAGCAUGUGAGAAUGAGUCAGGGAUUCAUCAACCAACAUACAGUGGAACGCAAGGGGAAACAAGUUUGUAAAUAUUUUCUUGAAAGGAAAUGUAUUAAGGGAGACCAGUGUAAAUUUGAUCAUGAUGCAGAGAUAGAGAAGAAAAAGGAAAUGUGCAAGUUUUAUGUACAAGGAUAUUGUACCAGAGGUGAAAAUUGUCUGUAUUUGCAUAAUGAAUAUCCUUGCAAGUUUUACCAUACAGGAACAAAAUGUUAUCAGGGUGACUAUUGCAAGUUUUCACAUGCUCCACUGACUCCUGAAACACAAGAAUUGUUGGCCAAAGUUUUGGAUACUGAGAAGAAGUCAUCAUGAAAAUAAAGUUUGAGAGAGCACGCGAGCAGGAAAGGGGCAGACAGAAUCCCAAGCAGGCGGCUCAGCACUGUCAGUGCAGAACCCAGUGUGGGGUUCGAACUCAUGAAUUGUGAGGCCAUGACCUGAACCGUAAUCAAGAGUCGGCUGCUUAACCGACUGGGCCACCCGGGCGCCCCUCAACAUAUUUUCUUUACUCUUUUAAGCCAUUUUGAUUUGGGUUCUCUGUUACCUACAGUCAAGGGCAAGCUAAUAAAUGUGAGCCAAGAAUCAAACCUCCAUUUGUCUGUCCAAAGUUCGUGUUUCUCUCCAAUCACCUUCUUCCUUGAAGACUGUGUUUCCUGUCUCUGUUCCUGCAGACAGGAGAGAGUAAGAAAUGGGUGUGAGAAAGGAGGAAACAGGACAGUAGGGAGUGCUCUGUUCCCAGCAUGGAGCAGAAACUGGGAAGGAAAAGAUCUAUUUAAAGCAAAGGAGAGAAUGUAUAUGUUGAGUUGGGAAGGGUAAGAUUCCCAGCUCAGCUCAAAGUGAUACUGAUUCCUGUGAAAUUUGCAACACUCUUCACAUUACUUAAAAAUAAAAUAAGAAAAAAUAGCCAUAUCUUUAGUUGCUGUGUGUCAUUCUGGGAUAUGCAUUUUCAUAGUUAACAUCUCUGAAAUUGGAAUGUAUUUUACAGCUGGUGGAAUAUCACAUUUUACUCGGCAGGUUAUUUUUUCUUACUGGUACAUAAAAAAUGGUGGAUCUUAUUAGUGACAUUCGUGUAUGAUUGAAUGUAAUUUUUUAACUGAACUUAUAUGUGCGUAUAGUCAAAAGUUUAUUGUGACAUAAGUUGUUAGGAAAUUUAUUUUGGAUUAAUAAAUUAUGAAAACAUAAAAAGUUUUUUGUGUGAAAAAGAGUGGUUCCAUGUCUCCCAACUUCCCCUGCCCCCUUAGUGGUAGGCAGAAUUCAGAUGGCUCCCAAGAUCCUUUGCCCUUGGUGCACACCACCCGUUUAAUCACUUCCCUCUGUGGGCAUUACUAUACGAUGGAUUUUACUCCCAUGCUUAUCUUUUAUUAUAUGUCAAAGAUGAAGUGGUUUUAUCUUUGGUAUAAUUGGGGUCUUAAGUCAGUUGGUUUGGAAUUUAAUCAAGAGGGAGAUGAUUCCCAAGUAGGCCUAAGGUAUAAUCAGAUGAACCCAUAAGAGACUGGGGCCUUCCUAAGGCCAAAGAUUGGAACGGAACUUCUCUUACUGGCUUUGAAGAAAUGAGUUGCCAUGUUAUGAGAGGGCCAUGUAUCUAGAGCUGAGAACAACCUUCAAAUGACAUGGAAGAAAUGAGAACUUCAGUCUUAAAACCACAAGUUAUUGAAUUCUGCCAACCACUUGGAUGAACUUGGAACAGGUGGUCCAGGCUCAUUUUGUAUGUUCCCACCUGAGCCCUCACAUCAGCCAUUUCUCAAAGGGGCCCAGAUUCCUUCUAAUAGAAUAGUAUUCAUAAUCUGAGAUGUAGGUGCUGAAUGUGCUUACUGCUAUUGUGCCUGGUCAGAUGAAAACAGGCCCUGAGAAUAUAGUGUGAACUGUCCUGCAGAUCAAAAAGUGACAGUCUGGGGAUGCCUGGGUGGCUCAGUUGGUUAAGCAUCCGACUUCAGCCUAGGUCAUGAUCUUGCCAUUCCUGAGUUCAAGCCCCGCAUCAGGCUCUGUGCUGACAUCUCAGAGCCUGGAGUCUGCUUCAGAUUCUAUAUUUCCCUCUCUCUGUCUCUGUCUCUCUCUCAAAAAUAAACUCAAAAAAAGUUACAAAAAUGUGAUAGUCUGGGGGGAAUGGGGCUUUUGAGGAGCUCUAAAUCUGUCCUCCCCUCUCGGAAGACCGCUAUGGUUAGGAUACCGGUUUUCACAGUUACUAUAGUUGUGGGCUGUUGAUCUUCAAGGCUACUCUGGAGCUGGGGAGAGGAGAAUGAGAUUAGGGCAAGUCAUUGCCACAAGUCAUUUUAACAAGAUUCAGCUGUCUUUCUUGAGUAAAUUCUCUGUCGUAAGCCGUUAAUUUCUAGAUACCUGAAAAAAUUGGUUUUGACUGUCUUUGCCAUUUCUCUCAUGCCUUUUAUGGGGUGGUGGAUUUUCAGAGAUCCUUGGUCUGCCAUUCCGGAAGUAGAAACGCUGGUUCACUUUCAAGUAUUGUUUGACAUCAUAAUACAUUUUUUUCCUCCUCACAUCUGCACUUCAGAAAUACUUACUUGUGACCGGUAUAAAGACUGAAUGUGUGCCAGCUUAUAGUCCUUUUAUUUCAGAAUUCCCCCUUUCCUGCCUCCCUGUCCAGGGACUCGUCUUUCUGGCAGGAUGCUCCUUGUUUCUGAGUAUUCAGGCCCUUCACUCCAGUUCCAAAAACUUAACUGCCUGUUUUAGGAGUUCCACAGAAGUGGUCUCAUUUGCCAUUCGCAUAAGUCUAAGAUAAAUACUAGUUCUAUAUCCCAGCUGUGUCCUAUGCAAAAAUACUUCAAAUUUAUUUGCCUGCAUGUGUUGCUUGGCAGGUAUAUUUGUUACAUAAUAAUAUAAACUGGGCUUUAAUCUUGGACUUCCUGAACAAAUUUGUGAUUCAGCCCCAUAUCUGCUGACACACCAGCUCUUUUCAAGCUUUUCUGUAUGCCCACGGACUGCAGGCCAAUUUAAACUUCCUCGUGUAGCUGAACUCAGUGAGGUGAACCCGGAAUCAACAGAAAUGCUCCUUAUUUCAGCCAAAUGCCCAUAAAACAGUCAUUUCGGUCCACGAAGAAGGAAAACCUGGUCCCAGUGAAUUCCUGAUUGUCUCGGAGUCUGAAUGCCUGUCCUUGUGCCGCUGUGAAGGGUUCUGUGUUCUCCCCGAGCCGGGGGGAGAUGAUGUGCAAGGCCCCGCAGGAAGCAGAAACCUGGCCAGCCUGCCCUGGCCCCUGCUGCCCCAGCCUGCCAGCAGUUCUGCGGGGCUGUGUUCUUUGGGAUGCACCUCCGGCUAAAUCCGUACCAGGAGAAAGCAAAAGGAAAAGAAUGACCCUGACUUUCUCAAUGGGAUGUGCGGGCCCCUCCGUCUGGGAGCCGAGAGGCAAGACAGAGAAGAGAUUGCCCUGUAACAAAUGAGGAGACACUGCUGGUGCCCAUGGGGCCUCUGUUUUGUCAAAUCUCCACCGGGCUGUAACAAGGCCGUGGUGUGGGAGCUGCAUGAAGCAUCGUGACAGGCCUCCUGGGCCUGCCCUGGAAUCGGCAAGGCUCCUUUGUUCAAUGCCCCAGGUCAGAAUCCAGGAUUGGAAGAUGGGGGUUCACGACCUCAGUAGCACCUGCAGGUGUCAGUCGCCUUGUUGGCCUGCUUUCCUCUGAGGCCUCGCCCACAUCUCCUCUGUCACCAGGGGACAGCUUUAGUGAACAUCAGGCAAGGUGCCCUUCACCCUCCACCCUCUUCUAGGUCUAGCAGCCCUCGAACCCCUUGUCUUAAAUUGCCUUCUCUAUUCUGGAAGCAACACAAGGGUAUUCAAUGUCUCUGUCUUGUUCAAGGUGGUAUUCCCUGAAGGAUCAGGCACAUAGAAGACCCUCACUCAGUGUUCGUUAAAUUAUUAAAAUAUUCAAACCUUAAA
Messenger RNA from Panthera uncia (snow leopard), 4583 nucleotides. RefSeq names its product zinc finger CCCH-type containing 8 (gene ZC3H8). The transcript is spliced from 9 exons. The record is from RefSeq and is a predicted model, not a curated record. The coding region runs from base 106 to 1020 and encodes 304 amino acids. Lineage: Eukaryota; Metazoa; Chordata; Mammalia; Carnivora; Felidae. Gene Ontology annotation, cellular component: nucleus. Gene Ontology annotation, biological process: negative regulation of DNA-templated transcription. Gene Ontology annotation, molecular function: RNA binding; metal ion binding.